Messenger RNA from Sugiyamaella lignohabitans, 2406 nucleotides. RefSeq names its product Afi1p (gene AFI1). Gene Ontology annotation, biological process: actin cortical patch localization. The record is from RefSeq and is a predicted model, not a curated record. The transcript has a single exon. Gene Ontology annotation, cellular component: plasma membrane. NCBI's taxonomy places the organism in Eukaryota, Fungi, Ascomycota, Dipodascomycetes, Dipodascales, Trichomonascaceae. The coding region runs from base 1 to 2406 and encodes 801 amino acids.
AUGGAUCCUCGUAAUGCCCAUAUGGAGGCUCGUCAUGUCGAAUAUGUGUUGACAGCCGAAUUCGACAUUGAUGCUGGUCCUACUGUUAGUCACCAGUAUCCUGAAGUUAUUCAAAGCGAUCGUCAUUUAAUGGCUGAGCUCAUGCUUCCUGAUCAGAUCCAUGCUCGUAAUGAAGAUUGGACCGUGUUUUUCUUAUAUAGGAGACCUGGCUCUCAACAACUCGAGUAUAAUAUUCUCGAUGAAGUUGACAAAGAGGCUGCUGAGAAGUUCUAUGUUCUCAAUCUGGUAAAUACUAAGUUCGAUUCAAAUGCAAGACGUGGUGCUAUUGUGAAGUCAAUGGCAAUUGUUACUCCCCAUCCUUUUUUCCAAGUUUUUAAGCCGUUACUUCUGCUGGCUCUAGAUGAUUAUUUCGAAGCUCCUGGAAUCUCUCAUUUAGAGAAUUUAUAUGAUAUCCUCAACUCUGUUGAUAUGUCACAAGUUCCACGAUUCACUCCUUCAGAAAGACUGUUAUUAGCUUCUUCUGAGUAUACUUCACUAUUUAUCGAAAAGUUCGACGCUCAAAAUGACGACAAUCACGAUGCAUUUGGUAAUCGAAAUAGAUCUUCUCAACCAAGAUCUCUAGCGCAUUCUUUCAACUCUCGUUCUUCUAUAACUCAAUCUGAGCCUCGAUCUCCUCGUUCUCCCAAGUCUCCGGAAACCUUAGUAUCCACAACUCUAGACAGACCAUUCACAGAAGUACCACCGCCCACUGCAAUUGCUGCUGGAACUACUAAUAGUACUGACACAUCGUCCAGCACAGCCACUAAUGCCUCUAUUGACGCCACAACCUCUUCGCGCUUGUCGAAUCUUAAUAUUUCACCACCCUCGACCACUGCUGAUGCCAUAGCAGCCGCAACAGCUGUAGCUCCUGUAUCGACUACUACAUUAACACUGGCCAGUAGUUUAAGCACCCCUCUGACUACCCCUACAACUGCCGGCCCACCUGCUACCCCAUCGUCUAUCACAUCAACCCCAGUGGGCUUAACGAGGCGGACAAGUACUACUACCAUUCAACAACCGUCGUUCUACAUCGACCUUCGUAACCAAGGUCAACGUCUUUCCAGUUCUCAAGCGAGAACUGCACAAAGAGAUUCUCAUUUUUUCGACACUACUGUACCAUACAAAUCUAUGAACAUUCCUAUUAAAAUCCCUACCGAUUUUUCUCCAGAGUCUGUUGGCGAUUUCUCUCUAAUCAAAUUAAUAGCCCUUCUCACUUCGAUGAAUCAGCCUUUUACAACUCUACACCCACAUCUCACAAUUUAUGGUCCACACACUCCUCCUCUAUUAGUACUGAUUUUCGCCCUUUUAACGCAAAAGAGAAUUUUAUUUAUUGGCUUGAAUGCUUUAUCUCGAGAUGUUGCUGAACACGUAUUAGCCUGUUGUUCUUUAGCUUCUGGAGGUGGUAUUCUUCGCUCUUAUACUACUCAUGCAUUUCCAUACACGGAUCUCAGCAAGGUUGAUGACUUGUUGGCGUCCAAUGGAUAUAUUGCUGGUGUUAAGAAUCCAACUUUUGAACAUCAUGCAAAUUGGUGGGACAUUAUAGUGGACCUAGAGCAUGGCACCAUGAAAAUAUCACCUGAUAUUGGAACCCCAGCUCCACCUGGCAAUCACCGGUCUCUGGCAAAUGGAAGCUCUGGUGCCGGCUUACCAAACUAUUCUGGUCCUGUAAAUGCCGAAGAUCUGAGUUUUGUUGAUGAGGUUAAGAAGAUGGUGGCUAAUCACUACGGCGAAACCUCUGUACGCACCCGCUGCCAGCAGUAUAUUAAACGAUUUGUUCGCAUGUCAACCAAUUACGAAGAAUACAAGUAUGGUGCUACCAAUUUAUGGCCGUCUUUUAACGACCCCGACUAUCUUGUGGUUCCUGGCUACGGUUAUACAUGGGCAAGUGAGUCUCAGAAGGUAUCUGAUUUUGCCCUGUAUGCACCUGUUAUUGAAGGAUGGAGAGCCUCUCGCAGUUAUAAAUAUUACAUUGAUGAUCAACGAGGAAUAUGGCAGCUACCUCCCAAGUACGUUAUUGACUAUGAAUGCCAUCUAGAUCGACUGAGACUUCAACAGCUAAGUUAUGAAGAAUCGGCUUCUGUUUUUGAAGCUCUCUGUACUCAUACUCAAGACUAUGAUGACAUCAACCGGCUCCUCUCUGCUACCCACCAGAAUAACCUAUUUUAUUUAUGCCUUGGCAUGUUCCAUCGCGAUGCUUCAAUCAGAAUCAUGACUGUGCGCCUUCUACAGCGCAUUGAACAGCACACUGCCGGAAAGCUUUACUUCCAGUCCAUUGGCCAGUUCCAGAAACUAGCCUAUAAACGCCUCGUAGAUGAACUUAACAGUCCUGCAAACACCUUUGUGCCCCAGGAUGGAGUGCCCUUUUAA